This is a messenger RNA of Benincasa hispida (wax gourd), 2190 nucleotides long. NCBI's taxonomy places the organism in Eukaryota, Viridiplantae, Streptophyta, Magnoliopsida, Cucurbitales, Cucurbitaceae. The record is from RefSeq and is a predicted model, not a curated record.
UUUGGAAAUCAUUAGCUAUUUCAUUGGGAGAGGAAAAAAAACCUCUGAACAACUUCAAACACCACACCCACUCUUCUAAGUUCUCCUCCCAUGGCGGCGGAGACGGCGGCGGCUCUACCACCACCACCGACGCAACAGAAUCCAUCUCUCCCGACCCGGCUUAACUCUUUUGUCGCCACCACCCGCAUUGGACAGCGAUUCAAACUCGCCGAACGAAACACAACCUUCACAACGGAGCUCCGUGCUGGCACCGCCACUUUCCUCACCAUGGCCUACAUUCUCGCCGUGAACGCCAGCAUCCUAACUGACUCCGGCGGCACAUGCACUGUGUCCGACUGCACACCCCUCUGUUCCGACUCGACCAUCCCACUCGCCACCUGCACCGGUCCGAUUCACCACGUCGUCAAACCGGACAACUCGUGCAAAUUCCGACCUGUGAACCCGGGUUACGCUGCCUGCCUUGAAACCACCCGGAAAGAUCUAAUCAUCGCCACCGUCGCCUCCUCCCUAAUCGGCAGUUUCGUAAUGGGCGUUUUUGCAAAUCUCCCUUUAGCCUUAGCGCCGGGAAUGGGAAUUAACGCUUAUUUCGCUUACGCCGUCGUCGGGUUUCACGGCUCCGGUCAAUUACCAUACAGAAGCGCACUAACCGCCAUUUUCAUGGAGGGAUUAAUCUUCCUUCUGAUCUCCGCCGUCGGAUUACGAGCGAAAAUCGCUAAAUUAAUUCCAAAACCGAUCAGAAUCGCUUCCUCGGCCGGAAUCGGAUUAUUCCUCGCCUUCAUCGGAUUACAGAGCAAUGAAGGAAUUGGGCUCGUCGGAUUCAGCGCCUCGACGCUCGUCACAAUCGGAGCCUGCCCAAAAGAUUCCCGGGCAGCGUUAGCUGCAGUUGUAACUGCCCCAAAUGGAACGGUCAGUCUGGUCCCAAACGGCGCCGUUUCAGAUCAGAUUCUCUGCCUUAACAACCGAAUGGAAAGCCCCACGUUCUGGCUCGGCGCGGUGGGAUUCGUGAUAAUUGCGUAUUGUUUGGUGAAAAACGUGAAAGGCGCGAUGAUUUACGGUGUCGUUUUUGUCACGGCCGUUUCUUGGUUUCGCAAAACGACCGUUACAGUGUUUCCCGACACGGCGGUCGGCGACGCGGCAUUUGGGUAUUUCAAGAAAGUCGUCGACGUACAUUUGAUUAAAACCACCGCCGGAGCUUUGAGUUUUGUGGAUUUAGGAAAACCCCAUUUCUGGGAAGCUCUGUUUACGUUUCUUUACGUCGACAUUCUCGACACUACCGGAACUCUGUAUUCCGUCGCCCGUUUCGCCGGAUUCGUCGACGCAGCCGGGAAUUUCGAGGGGCAAUAUUUCGCUUUCAUGUCGGACGCUUUCGCCAUUGUGGUUGGGUCUCUGCUCGGAACGUCGCCAGUGUCGGCAUAUAUAGAAUCAUCAACGGGAAUCAGGGAGGGGGGAAGAACAGGACUGACAGCAGUGACGGUGGCGGGAUACUUUAUGAUGGCGUUUUGGUUUACGCCGCUUCUAGCGUCGAUCCCGGCGUGGGCCGUGGGGCCGCCGUUGAUUCUGGUGGGAGUUUUGAUGGCGAAAUCGAUGGUGGAGAUUGAAUGGGGAGAUAUGAGAGAAGCAAUUCCGGCAUUUUUGACGAUGAUUUUGAUGCCGUUGACAUAUUCGAUUGCUUAUGGAUUGAUCGGAGGGAUUGGGACGUUCGUGGUGCUGCAUCUUUGGGAUUGGUGUGCCGUCGUUUUGAACAACCUCCGAUCUGCUAAAAGUUCUUCAUCUUCUUCUAACACAAGUAAUGCUCCAAAGCACAACCAAUUCCCCAAUGGUAAUUCCAGUGCUUCAUCUAGUGGACGUCCAAAAAUAGUUGAAGUUUGAUUUUUUUUUCAAGGCUACAGAAUUUUGUGAAUAGUACAUAUGCUAGUUCAUCUAAUAUUUUUUAGUUCAACGAUUGUCGGGUAUGAAUAUUGUUAACCCAGGGUGUUGGAUCCAAGAAGUUGAAGUUGUGAGUACAAUCGUGAACUUCGCCCACUAAUUUGAUAAGAAGAGUUCACCAAUCCCACAACUAAAAUAUCAUCAUUUCUAUAUGCUUCAUUAACACAUUAAGUUGUUGUGAACCCACGAUUUUACAAUGUAACUCUUUUACUUCAAACACCCCUUUAUUAGUCUUUGGGAGUAAUAUUAAAAUAGUUAAAAUUA